Chara braunii is the source of this 3792-nucleotide messenger RNA. Lineage: Eukaryota; Viridiplantae; Streptophyta; Charophyceae; Charales; Characeae. The record is from the annotation of a GenBank genome assembly.
GUUGGUUGAAUAUUGACAAUGAGAUUCUUAAGCCAGAGUUCGACCUUGGGUCAGCACAGUGCUCCAGUGACCCAACAGAACAAGGACUUUUGAAGUUUGCUGUCCCCAUACGAUCAUGUGCUGAGUUACGAAAUUUGUGGCCUAAGAUGCUUGAAAUCCCGUUCAAUUCCAACACCAAAUUCCAGUUAUCUAUUCACAGGAAUGAAGACAGAGCAAAGCCGCCUGUACUGAUGAUGAAGGGAGCACCAGAGCGAGUGUUUGAUAAAUGCAGACACUUGAUGGUCAACGGAAAGCGUCGACCACUGGAUGAAGAUCUAAGAGAAGGCUUUGCAUAUGCCACUAUAACUAUGGCCCAAGCUGGAGAGCGUGUUCUUGGGUUUGCUGUCCGUGACCUUGAUGGAUUUCCAGCAGAUUUUGAGUUCUCGUCACAUCCGGAGCCAAACUUUCCAGUGGAGAACUUGACGUUCGUUGGGUUAAUAUCUUUGAUUGAUCCACCAAGGGAGGGUGUGGCAGAGGCAGUUAGGGUAUGCCAGCGAGCCGGUAUCAAGGUGUUCAUGGUAACAGGAGAUCAUCCUGUAACCGCUGAAGCCAUUGCAAAAAAGGUUGGAAUUCUGGAAAACGAAAAAAUUGAAGAUGGAAAGGCGACGACAAUUACGGGGGAUAACAUACGGUCAUGGUUAGACAUGGAUGAAGAAGCCCAGAUAAAGAAAUGGGAUACUGCACUCUCUCAUGAACAGAUUAUCUUUGCCCGUGUGUCGCCUGCCCACAAGCUUCUUAUUGUUGAGCAUUGUCAGAGACUUGGGCAUAUUGUCGCCGUGACUGGAGAUGGUGUUAAUGAUGCUCCUGCUCUGAAGAAGGCAGAUGUAGGGGUCGCAAUGGGAAAAACAGGGAGGGACCUAUCAAGAGAUGCAGCGGACCUGAUCCUCAUGGAUGACAAUUUUGCAUCUAUUGUGGCGGGUGUGGAGCGCGGAAGGGUGAUAUUUGACAACCUGAAGAAGACAAUUAGCUACACCCUCACCAUGAGCUUUCCCCAGCUAAUCCCUUUCCUUCUUCACGUGCUGCUCAACUUUCCACAGGCACUUCCUACUGUUCUGAUGCUUGUCCUCUGCCUGGGAACAGAUCUGUAUCCUGCAAUCGCCCUUGCUUAUGAGGAGGGGGAGGAAGGUAUCAUGAAACGCCCUCCAAGAAAUGCAAAGACGGGUAAACUUGUGACUUGGAGACUGCUUAGUCAUGCGUACCUGCAGAUUGCUGUGCUAGAGACAUUGGCUGGCCUGUUCGCCUACUUUGUUAUCUUCGGUGACUAUGGCUAUCCACGACAUAUUCUCUAUAGGAUAGGUGAAGGCUGGGAGCACAGUUCUGUGCUGUGCACUACCGAUUCGAACAACAUCCCCAAGGAAUGUGGCUUUGGUUGCAACACGCCAAAUUACAAGAUGGGUCUGCCUACCCCUGUAAAGUACUGUGAGCACGGGUGCAAAAUCCCUAUGCCGGGCGAGCCUCUUGAUCCCUUCAGUGAGUUUGACUACAAUGGCUUCCGCGGCAAGGAGUUUUGCAGUUUAACCUGCCUUAGUUUUCCCUUGGAUCAGAGGCCAGCUGUCUGUGGCAAUUUGUCAGAUCCAGAAAGUGAAAAGGGGCUGGGGGGUCGUCACAUUAGCGUUGCAGCACUGCGGAAGGCGGCAGGCGGUCGUACGACCCAACGGUGUACAGCCACCUGCCGUCCCAUGAGAUUCCGUUGCCUCCGAGUGACGACGACAGUGACGACACCCGAUCCUCAACGGUUCCUGGGAAGCGGUUCGACGCAGGAUUGGAUGGGGAGCCAGCUGUACAGACAGUCAUCAACGCCGACGUACACUGAUCUGCUGGAGGGGCGGACCCCGGUUGGUUAUGACGCAGGACUCGUAGAUCUCAGCUUCGGUUUGAGGUUUGGGAGUGCAGAGGACGUCACGCACACCAUUCUCGUGAACCCAACUUCUAGCACCAACCACGCACCGCCUUCAGUGGGGUCGUCGGGCCUUCCUGAUACCCGCGCCUGGUGUUCUGGUCAGUCGGGCGACGAACGUGGAGUCCUUUCGCGAAGGCGGGGGGCAGUGGGCACAGCAGGUGUGGCGGCGUCGAGGACGAGGACAGGUGGAUCGACGACGCCAGCCGGUAGAAUCAACGGACGAGGGGACGAUGAUGAGGGCUCUGCUGCGGAGGUCGUGGGACGAAAGGUUUGGGAUGAUCAUCGGCGACAAUCGCGUCAAUCGAGCACGCCCGCCAUAACGAGAGGGGUGGCGAACAUUAAUGUGAGGGUGGACGAUAUAUUCGGCGACUGCGAUGGUGCAGGGGGCGAAGAUUGCGCGGCAGGCGACGGGAGUAAUGACAACGACGAGGACGACGACGGGGAGAUGGAGAUUCGUCCGAUAGGGAGGAAGCGGGGAGGGUCAAGGGCCACAAACAAGUGUACAGAACCGCGCGCGGGGCGGAGAGGCAAGAAGGGUGCGGGAGAUACGUCGGUAGCCGAGUUCAAAACCGUGCACAAGUUCAUGGGAGAAUCGGGGAAGCCAAAUUUCUUCACACUCACGCCGGGGGAGAGGAAGGAGCGGGGGUUUGAUUUUCGGAUGGAUGAGCGUGUGUAUUCGGAGAUGAAGGCCAUGUCCAGGUGCGAUCACACUAUACACCCCACGAAUCUCACGGACACGGGUGUGGCCGAAGGUGUUCAAAUGCCCUGUCCACGUGGAGGUCGAAAUGAAUCCGGCGGUAGCGAGGGAUGUGGGGGUGGCCAGGACGACGAUCAGGGAUCGACGAGGGAUUCAACGUUCAGCGGUGUUGGUGGUGGCGGGGGCGACAAACGGAAGAAUGUAAGACAGCAGACCUUCGACACGAUUGCGGACGUCAUGAAGGACCACGGGAAUCUGAUGGCGACGACGGUGGACAGCGCGAGCAAGAGGCAGUGCUCAAUUCUGACGAGGCAAUGCGACAUUCUCGAGCGAGAGCUAGAAGUGCAGAAGGAACACUACGUGAAGGUCGACCAGGCGAACUUCAUGAUGUGCAACGCCCUUCUGGAGAUUGCUAAAGCGAUCCUGUUGCCGCUCCAGCCACAUGCACCAGCUAUACCUCUCACAGACCCCGAUGAUAGGACAAGGCCCCAUGAGAUGACCUUUCCCAAUGUAAAGUACCAACAUCAUGUCAAUUAUUUUGCAAGCACCGGAUACUUUGUAGCCAUCAUUGUAGCUCAGUUUGCUGAUCUCAUGAUUUGCAAGACUCGAAAACUGUCAAUAUUCGGCGUGGGCCUCAACAAAUUCGACUACAUUGGUCUCGCAAUUGCGUUGCUCAUUGCCUUGCUUCUGGCAUAUGUGCCUCCGCUUCAGUACACAUUCUUGACAAGGCCUCUUUUCCCGUACCAUUGGCUACUGGGACUCCCUCUCGCAUUCCUUAUCUUCUGGUACGGGGAGCUGAGGAAACUUUGCAUCCGAAGAUCACAAGGUGGGUACAUCGAACGAGUUCUAUUCUGGUGAUAUGCGGACAAGUCCGGCAGGAGGGAUGUCAAUUGAAGAGUGUGAAGGCUUGUGCUCCACCGACUUACUUGAAUGAUUUCACAAGAGGAAAUCAGGGCUCCACAGCACACAACAAGUUUUCCUUUCCCGAAGUGGUGGACAUGGCAUCUAGAAGACUCGGGUCGCCGCAAUAAGAACACCCCUGAGCGCACGUCCGGAACUAGUCGGGUCGGGCUACUGCCCAUUAGGUUUAGUAACGUUCUGACAAUAAUGGCCACGGAUAGGAUGAUCCGAGUUCUGUGAUGUUUUCUAAGAUAAG